This is a messenger RNA of Phycodurus eques (leafy seadragon), 3910 nucleotides long. It is a transcript of the gene ksr1b, whose product is annotated as kinase suppressor of ras 1b. The transcript has 19 exons. The coding region runs from base 230 to 2506 and encodes 758 amino acids. The record is from RefSeq and is a predicted model, not a curated record. NCBI's taxonomy places the organism in Eukaryota, Metazoa, Chordata, Actinopteri, Syngnathiformes, Syngnathidae. Gene Ontology annotation, biological process: protein phosphorylation. Gene Ontology annotation, molecular function: ATP binding; protein kinase activity.
CUGGCCCGACAGAAGCCUCUUCUCAGUGCGAGACACAUGAAAGCCUGCAUGGACACCUGAAGGACUCCAAGAUGCUGCAGGGACAGGACGACUGGUUGCAAACGAAGGAAAGAUGAAUGCGGCCAAGUACUCCGAUAUAACAAAGAAUGAAAAUUGAAGGGGGACUGAAUACUUUCCGUACCCACCAGAUGCCGCAGAAGGGAACCUCUUAGUAGGCAGUGUGCUGCAGAUGCCCGCCGGCUCUGAUGCGCAGGACGCAAUGAAGCGCAGGGUUUCCAACUCGGAGGAUCGGUCACGCCUCCCUGCUGCCCUCUCCUGUCUAAAGAGUUCAACAGAAACAGGUGGAGACAUGAGGCCUAAUUCCCAACAGCACACUGAUGGCCUCCCUGCUGUCACUCAUUCCAGCAAUCAGCAGCCCACAGUCAGCCAAGGCCGUUCCAUCUCCAUAUCCGCGAUUCCGUGUUGGAGUGACAACCAACCUUACGUACCGUCUGAGGAAAUGCUCGACGCCUUUUCGCCGGACCCGAGCACUCCCUCCAGAAUCCGAGCUUCUAAGAUACAAAGAGCCAAAACGGCCCGUACGCCUCCGCCGCAUUCCCGUAAGCUGCUGCAGCUCCUGCCCAUCUCCAUCGGACCGGCACGAAGCAAGAGUCACGAGUCACAAGUGGUGAACCGCACUGAGGAGCCUGCUAACCACAAGGCCAACAAGAAGAAGAAGGCUGUGGCUGCUAUUCAUCUCAAUGGGAACAGUUUUGAGGAUUCCAACUUGCGUUCACCCCUGCUGUCUGCUCGCACACACGGCCCUGUGCCUGCCUCAGCCCCAUACACAAUGACUGCUGCCCCAACAUCCCUGGACAACCUUAGCGUACACAGGAGUUCACCUCAGACACUGAGGCGAGAUAUUGGCUUGGCUGUUACACACAGGUUUUCGACGAAAUCGUGGCUCUCCCAGACAUGCCAAGUGUGUGGCAAGAACAUGAUCUUUGGCGUCAAGUGUAAACACUGCAAAUUAAAGUGUCACAACAAAUGCACCAAAGAUGCUCCCUCUUGUCGGAUAUCAUUUCUCACACUGCCAAAGAUGCGAAGGGCAGAAUCGGUACCAUCGGAUAUCAAUCAUCGUAUUGAUCACAAAGCAAAGAUUCCACUGCAGUUUGGCACGUUACCGAAGGCAAUAACCAAAAGGGAACGUCCUGUCCAGCUUGACUCCAGCAGUAACCCAUCGUCGGCCACCUCCUCCACACCAUCCUCUCCAGCACAUUCUCAGCAGAGCAACCCACCCAGUGUCAGCACCACACCCCCACUCAACACGUCUCCGCAGGCUUCCAAGGACGACAACUUCCGCUUCCCAGAUGUUCCUGAUUUGAAGAAUAAUGAUAGUCAACAGUCUGACAGCUCCAAUGACUCCGGAGUAUCACAGACAGCCAUUACUGAGACCCAGCUAAAAGCAGCCGAGGAAGACCAGAAGGCAGAGGAGGAUCUUCCUGCUGGACAUGACCAAGGAAAGAGCUUCUCCAAUGAGGACUUUGAUGAAGACGGCCUGGAAGAUCUGCCCUCUUCCACCUGUCGUCGUCGGACCGUAGGGCGCUGGAGGGGAGGCAACAACCGAAAGGCCAGUCAGACCAGCGUCUACCUGCAGGAAUGGGAUAUCCCGUAUGAGGAGCUGCAGCUUGAAGAGCUUGUAGGAAAGGGUCGUUGGGGGAAGGUGUUCAGGGGUCGCUGGCACGGCGAGGUAGCCAUUCGCCUUGUGGAAGUAGACGGCAAUAACCAGGAGCACCUGAAGCUUUUUAAGAAGGAGGUGAUGAACUACAGGCAAACUAGACAUGAAAAUGUUAUCCUGUUCAUGGGCGCCUGCAUGGCCCCACCUCACCUUGCUAUUGUCACCAGUUUCUGUAAAGGGGUGCCUUUAUACUCUUUUGUAAGAGAAAGGGGUCAUUUGUUGGAUAUCAAUAACACCAGACAGAUUGCACAAGAAAUUGUAAAGGGAAUGGGCUAUCUGCAUGCCAAAGGCAUCGUUCAUAAAGAUCUAAAGUCUAAGAAUAUGUUCUAUGACUCCAACAGAGUAGUUAUAACAGAUUUUGGUCUAUUUGGAAUGUCUGGUGUGGUACAAGAAGGCAGAAGAAAGAGUGUGUUGAAGAUACCCCAAGGGUGGAUCAACUACCUGUCACCAGAGAUUGUUCGCAUGAUGAGCCCAGAGGUUGCUGAGGACCAGCUGCCUUUCUCGAAAGCUGCUGAUGUUUAUGCUUUUGGUACAAUCUGGUAUGAGCUGCAUUUCAGAGACUGGGCAAUCACCAACCAGCCUGUGGAAGCGCAAAUCUGGUUAGUGGGUAGCAAUGAGGGCAUAAAGAAGGUGCUGGCAGAUGCCAACCUGGGCAAGGAAGUUACGGAGAUCCUUUCUGCCUGCUGGUCUUUUGAAAGAGAGGACAGGCCGACCUUCACCCAGCUGGCUGGUAUGUUGGACAGGCUACCGAAACUGAACCGUCGGCUGUCCCACCCUGGACACUUCUAGAAGUCUCCUGCGUAUGUAUCAUAGAAAGUGGGACUCCAAGCAACAACCGACAGCUUCACUCCCACUGAUACAGUACAGAAAAAGGGAUUAUGAAACAGAAGGAAAAGUCACUUUUUUUUUUUUUUUUGUAAAGAAAAAAAAUGAUUUUGUAAAUGAGAACUUUGACAAAGCUGCCUUGCAAUAUGUUGUUAAUAUACAGGAAGUGACUUUUUACUGCCGAGUUUGUAACUUUAAGAAGUGAGAUGCAAUUCUUCCUUUUAUGGUGUGGUAUGAUUUUCACUGCUUAUUUCUUUUCAUUUUGUGAUGUCCGACUUCUAAAUAAUACCGGUAUUUCUCUUCAUUCUGUAUGUUCUGUUAAAUGCUGCUCUUACAGUGUCUGGGGUAGACAGUGGAAUCAUCAUCAUCAUCAUCAUCCUCCUCCUCCUCUCUGACAAUGAACACGGUCGUAAUAUAGAUACAAUACUAUUACAAUAUUAAACAGUGCGUCCUUAUCGAGAGCUGCAUAACAUUCCCCUUGAGCUUUAAGAUGAGUCAAGAAACGAUAAUAUAAUUAAUGUGAUGAUAAUGAUUAAUGUGCUGUAUGAUGGGGUAUUAUUAUUAUUAUUAUUAUUGAUAGAAUAAUAAAAGGACAACCAGAAAAUGUGAGGCCUCGUAACACUGUAACAAGUAGUAGCAACAGUAGUAGUUCAUGGUAGUAGUAGUUAAAUAAAGAAAUAAAAACAUUGGUACAUAUAAAGGCCUCAAAAAUAAAUGCCUGACUUCAAAUAAAUGCUUGAUCAUUUCUGCAGAUGAUCAAAUAAACAACUCCAGUGGCGAAUGUAGAAAAUCCACUCCGGUCAGUUUGCUGACAGUCUGCCGUGCGAGAGAAGGCAGAAAGGUGUUUCAAGACUCAAAUACCAAACCAAGGAUAUUAUAGUAUGUAGCAUUUAAAAAAACGGAAUUAAAAGUGUGAGAGUGACAUCAAUGUCACACGGUCAUCUUUUACAUGUGUGAAGCUGGUCAGUAGUUCCUACUUGAACCUUUGAUUGCUUCCACCUUCGACUUCCCCACUGGAAAUUCACGAUGAAUGUCACCACUGGACACUCCCUCCUCUCUUGAAAACUUUCAUAGCUCAGAGGCUGCUGAAUUCAACGUAUUGGCUUGAGCUUCUCUUCUUAGCAUGUAUUGCUUUGGUCGGGCAAAUCAUAUUAAAUUUGAUGGUUUACAUGGUUAACAUAAUGUAUAUGUACGAAUGUAUAUACAGAAAAGCUGAGCUGUUGUUUAAUUGUAUUUAUUAUUCCAUUUUGAUUUUCAAAAUACCUUAAAGAGGACAUACUGUAUAUGUCAAUUGGAUGUUUUAUUAUCAUCAUCAUCAUUCUAUUUUCUUUUUUUAAAUUAUUAAAUCCCACAGCUAUGGGGGAUGGG